Biomphalaria glabrata is the source of this 785-nucleotide messenger RNA. RefSeq names its product temptin-like. The record is from RefSeq and is a predicted model, not a curated record. The transcript is spliced from 4 exons. Lineage: Eukaryota; Metazoa; Mollusca; Gastropoda; Planorbidae. Bases 258 to 719 code for a protein of 153 amino acids.
UAUAACACAGACUUUCGCCGUAGUGUGUAUGUGAUUGCCAUUCUAUGAAUCUUUCUAUUAUAAUGUAAGGGUGAAGGUUAGAUAACGAUGAAACUCUCGCAGUAGAUCAAAUUCUUAUUUUAUGGAACAAUAAUUAAGUUCAUUUAUUUUCACCGCGCAUAUAAAUGUCCUAUGAUAAGCUUACGUCUAUAAUAGACAAAAAUAAAUUUUAAAAUUGAAUAAUAUAAUUAGCUUGACACAAUCGCUGUGACUAAUGAAUGAAUUAUGAAUCCAUGUUGUGGAGUUUUAACUUAGACCAUCAAAUACAAAUGGUUGUUACUAAAGUGUUGAUAUUUAUGUCCUCCGCUGUUCUUGCUGUGAACUGCUUCCCAUCUCUCAGAGCUCGCAUACCAAAUGGAAACCAUGUACGUAACCCGUGUCCUUCCGGUGGCGUGUGGGAGGCUGUUGGUCACUUUGACCCGAUCGGAUGGGGAGAAUUAAAUCCAUUUGGCUACGACUUCCAAUCAGCUGGCUUUCAGUGGACUGAAUCUCUCUGUAGAUUGGACUCGGACAGUGAUGGGAUGACUAAUGGAUUUGAGCUGGGAGAUCCUACUUGUACCUGGACACCAAACAGCGGCAUUCACUUGAUUCUGAACGCAACGGGACACCCAGGUGUGUGUGAACCGCUCCAGUCUCACCUGUGCACAGAGCAAAUAGAUGUGUGCUCAACUUUGGAUUAAGAGAAGCUGUCAAGGCUUGAUAUUGUGCAACGCUUGUCAAAUUAAAACAUCUCAUUUCCCAAAGAA